Messenger RNA from Conger conger (European conger), 1167 nucleotides. It is a transcript of the gene cnep1r1, whose product is annotated as CTD nuclear envelope phosphatase 1 regulatory subunit 1. Gene Ontology annotation, cellular component: cytoplasm; Nem1-Spo7 phosphatase complex. The record is from RefSeq and is a predicted model, not a curated record. Bases 113 to 490 code for a protein of 125 amino acids. Lineage: Eukaryota; Metazoa; Chordata; Actinopteri; Anguilliformes; Congridae. The transcript is spliced from 6 exons.
AAUGAAAGUAUAACGUUUCAGAAUCGACCAAUCAACAGUGAAAUUUUCUUGUGUGCACCGGGGCCUGAUCCGAGUUCAACCUAGCGAGCUAAGUACUUGAGAAGUAGGAACGAUGAAUUCACUGGAACAGGCAGAAGAUCUAAAGGCGUUUGAAAGAAGAUUGACAGAGUAUGUGUCAUGUUUGCAGCCUGCAACAGGCCGGUGGCGAAUGAUUCUGAUCGUGGUAUCUGUCUGUACAGCAACUGGGGCUUGGAACUGGUUAAUAGACCCAGACACUCAGAAGGUGUCAUUCUUCUCGUCGUUGUGGAAUCACCCUUUUUUUACAAUAAGCUGCAUCACACUGAUCGGUUUGUUCUUUGCUGGGAUUCAUAAACGAGUUGUGGCCCCGUCAAUAAUUGCGGCCCGUUGUCGGACAGUACUUGCAGAAUAUAACAUGUCCUGUGAUGAUACGGGGAAACUGAUCCUGAAACCACGGCCGCAUAUUCAGUAGCGCUUUUCUGUCUUCACCCUCUGAUAGAUAAACGUCUUCUUACAGAAUCCUUAUGGCAAGGAACAGGCGAUAGGUCACAUGUUUGCUAGAGUCAUUCACGUGCGUAAGAAGAGGAAAGGAAGAGGUAGAACACUGAGUGGUUCUGCUACUCCAGUCCAAAGUGCAGAGGAUCAUGGGAUGGUGCUUUUCAAUCCCGUCAGUGUUGGCUGUCACUUUUGGAAGCCAUAUGUGUAAAAACACCUUUAUGAGAGCCCUAUGAAAUGUUUUAGCCUUAGCCUGUUUAUACAUAUCUGAGAUGUUUUAAAUAGAUAUGCUCUGUGUUCCUACUUUUUAACUGUUUAACACAGUGAUAAAUAAAUAUUAAUUUGUGAGGUAAGGCUUCUUGUUCAUAUGUAUGAGUGUGACCAAGCAUCCUGAGUCUUGGUGUCUUUUACUGUAUUUAUCUGGACGUUGUAUUGACCAUUUUGGGCACAACCCAGACAUUGAGAAUUUGUGUGAAUAUAUUUAUCUUUUAAGUAGAUUUAAAGGGUGGUACCAAAGCUGGUUUGUGUUCCAUUACCUUGAUUGUAUUCAGUGCCACAGAGAAGCAAUAUUUCAAUAUUCACAUUUGUCUCAGGAUUCUGUCUGAAGCAAAUUACUCUCUGAAAUGACUUGAUUAAAUGUUUUUUUAAACAUCA